AAAGCUAAAACUGAUAUGCGACGUGUUUUAAGGAGCAAAUCCGCCGUUUUCUUGGUUAUCUUGACCUGAAAAUUUCAGUUGGGCGUAAAUUUUACUAAACAAGGCUCGAUUUGGUGACACAAAAACAGCAAGUUUGUUUUAAAACCUCUACGUUUGUUUGCUUUUCUGAUUUCUAAUUGACAGUCAAGUUAGCCGAUUUGGUCCAGUCCUGUAGAAUCUACCAUGGGGAAGUCCAAGCAAACUGGAAACCACAAGAAGAAGCCCUUGACAAAGAAUUUAAAAACAAAGCGCAGGACCAAAGACCUGGACCAGAUCCACUCCGACAUGAAGCCUGCCACUGCUGCCAAGCUGCUACAUCAGGAGGUGGAUUACGAUGUGACAGGAUGUGCACAACAUUACUGCUUACACUGCGCGAGAUAUUUUGUGGAUAUGAGAUCAUUGAAGGAACACUUUAAAAGUAAAGUGCACAAAAAAAGGUUGAAACAGCUCAGAGAGGAGCCCUACACCCAGGCAGAGGCAGAGAGAGCCGCAGGUAUGGGUUCCUACAUACCUCCAAAAAUAAUCGAAGUGAAGACGCAACCUGUGGAAGAGGACAUGGACUAAGAGUUGCCCACUCCAACCCGUGGACUGAUAAAUUCAAUAACAGAAGAAAUAACAAAGUGGAUCAUGUCACUGUUAUUCCUUGCUGUCACAAACAUUGAGUGCAUUGUUAAAUGCUGUUUUUGUGACAUAUUUCAAGUCUGUCUUUUAGACAUCUGGCUGUCACCAUAAUCAGCAAGACCUACCUGAUAUUGGGUAAUCUAAUGUAACACGUACCUCUGUAAAUACUGAGUGUGUGUAGAACUGUGUGGAAUGAUAUUAAACUUUAUCAGAAGACCUA
This is a messenger RNA of Scatophagus argus, 880 nucleotides long. RefSeq names its product zinc finger protein 593 (gene znf593). NCBI's taxonomy places the organism in Eukaryota, Metazoa, Chordata, Actinopteri, Scatophagidae. The transcript is spliced from 4 exons. Gene Ontology annotation, molecular function: nucleic acid binding; zinc ion binding. The coding region runs from base 223 to 603 and encodes 126 amino acids. The record is from RefSeq and is a predicted model, not a curated record.